This is a messenger RNA of Cotesia glomerata, 1218 nucleotides long. RefSeq lists its product as uncharacterized. NCBI's taxonomy places the organism in Eukaryota, Metazoa, Arthropoda, Insecta, Hymenoptera, Braconidae. Gene Ontology annotation, molecular function: nucleic acid binding. The record is from RefSeq and is a predicted model, not a curated record. The transcript has a single exon. Bases 142 to 1218 code for a protein of 358 amino acids. Gene Ontology annotation, biological process: DNA integration.
UGGCCUAACUUAAAGCCAACAGUUCUUUCUGAACUUCCUGGUGUUCGAAAAAUUACUUGUUUACUAGCUUCCACUGACAAUUUAUUUAAACGGUUUUCAUCAUAUUCUAAACUUAUAAAUUCUUUUUCCUAUUGUUUGCGAAUGUUAAAAGAUAAUCCAUUCAAACACAAACCUUUAAACGUAGAAGAAAAAUUAUUAACUGAAAUUAAAAUCUUAACUCUGAUUCAAAACGAACAAUAUUAUGAUGAAAUCAAACAAAUUAAAGAAACCGGAGAGACUAAAAAUCUACGAUUACGAUGCCUUAAUCCAUUUAUUGAUUCAAACGGAUUAUUGAGAGUGGGAGGCCGUUUGAAACAUGCUCCUAUAUCAUUUUCGAAAAAACAUCCUAUUUUAUUACCUUCACGUCAUUAUGUUACGGAUCUAAUUAUUAGAGAAACUCAUGAAAGUUUGUAUCAUUCGGGUAUACAAAGUACACUUUCAAAUCUUAGACAUAAGUUUUGGCUGCUAGAUGGCAAAAAUCAAGUACGUAAAAUCAUUAGACAUUGCGUUAAAUGCAUUCGAUAUCAACCAAUUCUCUUACAAAGUAAAAUGGCCGAUUUGCCUAGUUCUAGAGUCUCGGAAUCUCCGCCAUUUUCUCACGUAGGAAUUGAUUAUUUUGGACCUCUCUUUAUCAAGGAACGUAAAUUUCGAAACAGAACUAAAGUCAAGGUCUAUGGAUGUGUUUUUGUUUGCAUGGCUACUAAGGCUGUACAUUUAGAAAUCGUAAGUGACUUAACUACCGAGGGUUUCUUAGGAGCUUUCGGACGUUUUAUUGGUAGAAGAGGGGUUCCAUCUCAUGUAUAUUCUGAUAAUGGUACCAAUUUUGUGGGUGCAAAUAAUCAAUUAAUAGAACUUUACCAACUAUUCAACUCUAAGUCCCAUCAGGACAUUGUUAACAACUAUGCCAUAAAGAGAAACAUUGUCUGGAAAUUCAAUCCACCUUUAUCUCCUCAUUUCGGGGGUAUCUGGGAGGCGGCAGUCAAGUCAUUUAAACACCAUUUUAAACGAGUAGUGAAAGAACAACUUUUAACAUUUGAAGAAUUAAAUUCUCUGGCUAUACAAAUUGAAUCUAUAUUAAAUUCUCGUCCUCUAUGUUCAUUGUCAAGUGAUCCUAAUGAUCCUAUUGCUUUUAACUCCUGCACACAUUUUAAUAGGUCGUCCUCUCACUAUGCUACCUGA